AUGAAGUUCGUCCAGUACUUUGCGACAUUCGCCAUCUUAGUGCUACCUAUACUCGCGCAAGACGAUUUCCUGCGAAAACUACCGACCUGUGCAGCAAAGUGUUUCCAAGCUUUUAUACCCUCGAGCAAUUGCAAGCCCGACAACUUCGACUGUCUGUGUGCCGACACCACCUUCCAGACAGCAUUCGCGAAUUGCAAUGCUGAAAGCUGUACUGUUACCGCAUCACUCAGUGCGACCAACGAAACCUACGCGGCUUGCGGCAUACCGAUCAGGGACGAGAGCGAGACAAUGAUCGCUGUCACGACAUCUAUCGGCGCUCUUGCUGUAACAAUGGUUAUCUUGCGACUAACAGAUCGGUUCGUCUCAGCCAAGGCGAAGCUUGGGCUGGACGACCUACUCAUCGGGCUGGCUGGGUUGGCCUCGUUGUUUCAGAACGUCCCUGUCAUCGUCGGAGCUAUGAUGUUCCAAUGUCAGCCUAUCUCAUUCUUCUGGGACGGGUGGAAAGGCGAAACUAGUGGACGAUGCACUGUCGACGUUCGGCUAUUUGGAUUCAUUCGCGGCGCCAUUGAGAUCAUGCUCGACGUGGCAAUCCUAUCGUUGCCUUUGCCCAUGCUAGCGAGACUACAGAUGUCCUGGAAGAAGAAGGUCCAGAUUAUUUCUAUGUUCGCUGUGGGCUUCAUCAUCUUCAUCGUCAGUUGCCUUCGCUUAUGGGCUCUCGUAAAAUUCGAUCAGAGCUCAAAUCCGACUUGCUCCGGGAAGAGCAGCUACGUCUCUAGUGACGAUCGCUAUCGUAUGCGAAGAUCAGGUCAUCGACUGUCUCUGGGUGGUAUCUCGAAGGCUAUCGAUAUCCAAGUCAAGCGCGAGGAUUUCUCGGAGUCGGAUGUCGAACUCGUAGGCCGGACAAACUAUCAAUGA
Messenger RNA from Alternaria infectoria, 915 nucleotides. RefSeq lists its product as uncharacterized. The record is from RefSeq and is a predicted model, not a curated record. Bases 1 to 915 code for a protein of 304 amino acids. Lineage: Eukaryota; Fungi; Ascomycota; Dothideomycetes; Pleosporales; Pleosporaceae. The transcript has 5 exons.